UUAGAGGGAAUUUAAUUAAAUCGGGAGCCAUACAUCCAUAAAGCACCGGGGAGAUUACAAACGCCUGAGUGUACAUCGGAGAAGGCCAAAAGCCAGCUGGACUAGUUCCUGAAUGCAGUUUUAAUCUUGUUUGCAAUUAUUUCGAAGGAGAAAAACCAUCUGGAUCAGAAUUGAGAUGCUCUGGUUUCAAGGAAAUCGCAUGCAACUUGCCAAAUCCUCCUUUGGGCUCUUCUUAAGAAAUUUCUCUGCCUGUAAGACAACUCUGCCCGUACUGACCUUAUUCACAAAGGAUUCAUGUCCCCUUUGUGAUGAAGCCAAGGAAAUACUGGAGUCUUAUAAAAACAGGUUUAUUUUACAGGAGGUGGACAUCACACUUCCAGAAAACUCUGCUUGGUAUGAACGGUAUCAAUUUGACAUUCCUGUCUUUCACUUGAAUGGCCAGUUUCUGAUGAUGCAUCGAGUAAACACCACAAAACUUGAAAAACAGCUCCUGAAACUUGAGCAGCAAAGUACUGCUGGCUGACUAACACCCUCAUGAUUAUCCACCCUCUCUUUCCAUUAGGCAUCCGCCUGAGGAAAUGCCCAUGGGUUCGAACCCCUUUGUUCCUCUUCAGAGCCCUAAGGAUGUUCUAAACCCAGUGGUGCCAAAUAAAUGUUCACAUUCCUGUUCUGGUUAAUGGAAAUACCAAUGUGGGAACUGUUUACUUAUUGGCAUCUUAAAAAAUAAGAGGAGUGUGUUGGCAGGGAGGGAGAUGAUACAGGGAGGGAGAAGCCCAUUUGUCUUACUUAUCCCUUCUGCAUUAAUAUAGAAGCACUCUGCAGCCACUGGGCAGUGCCGUUUUUAGGAAGAAGGCUCUGCAUUCCUGCUGCUGCCCUGGAGGGCUUAACUUUUUAAUGAAAGAAUAAAUGUUCUCCCACUCAGUAGAUAAAGUGAAAUGUGAAUUGUUAAUAACUGUGCACGGUCAAUAAAGGGAUGUUUUAACGAAUA
Molecule: messenger RNA, 988 nt
Organism: Carlito syrichta (Philippine tarsier)
Lineage: Eukaryota; Metazoa; Chordata; Mammalia; Primates; Tarsiidae
Gene: CUNH5orf63
Product: chromosome unknown C5orf63 homolog
Exons: 5
Coding region: 176-523 (115 amino acids)
Source: RefSeq, a predicted model, not a curated record